Messenger RNA from Pleurotus ostreatus (oyster mushroom), 696 nucleotides. RefSeq lists its product as uncharacterized. Lineage: Eukaryota; Fungi; Basidiomycota; Agaricomycetes; Agaricales; Pleurotaceae. Bases 1 to 696 code for a protein of 231 amino acids. The transcript has 4 exons. The record is from RefSeq and is a predicted model, not a curated record.
AUGGCUUCGCGAAGCAAACUGAAUCAGAUCUGCCAAUUCUGCAGAUGCACACCGCGUACGGAGCUCAAGAAAUGCCACAAAUGUGGCAGCGUUAGUUAUUGCUCGCACGCCUGUCAGCGAGAGGACUUAACGAAUCACCAGCGAGCGUGUCGCGUUGCGCGCGAGGGUGUCAUCAUCCCGCCUCUCGACUUCUUGAAGACCCGGAAAGAGAAAGAACGCCUCACGGAGAUCCUCACUCACUGCGUUCCGCGGUUGCUGACUGCGCUGUACAACGACCUCGCGCGCUGGAUGGAGGCGAAGUCCAGUGCCCUGCUUGAGCGUUGUAUCAACGACCUCAAGCUCAGGUACACCCCUAGCGCAUGCGAGACGCACGUGCUGCGCGUCGUCGUAUCGCGCGAUGAGAUGUGGCCCUCCUCCACGUCGACACCAGGGGAGUUGUUCACCGUUACGAAGUUCCAGGUGAUGGAUGUGCAGUACGCGCGGGAGUCGAUGGUACUAUGGAAGGAUUGCAUGAGGGAGCUGGAGAUCCAGCGGAGGGAGGCAAAGGCGAAUGGCUUGGGGAUGAUCGCUGUCGUUGGUAUCGAGUGCCCCGCGCUAGCCACGGUGAGGCUCCUCCAGUUUACGGGGGUGGGUCGAUAUCUUCUGGUGACUCCAGCAGAGAGUGGCCAACGUAGCCAUCGAAGGGCUCGGCGAUGA